Molecule: messenger RNA, 506 nt
Organism: Gigantopelta aegis
Lineage: Eukaryota; Metazoa; Mollusca; Gastropoda; Neomphalida; Peltospiridae
Exons: 4
Coding region: 137-472 (111 amino acids)
Molecular function (GO): calcium ion binding
Source: RefSeq, a predicted model, not a curated record
CGCAUAAAUAAUUGAACCAGUAAUUAACUUUGUCACCUAGUCACCAGAUGUCUGCCUGUGUUAGAUCCGCUUUUUAGGCAGGUAUAAAAUACCGAUUGGUUACCUUGAUGCAACAAAGGCACGAAGAUCAAAAAAGAUGAGGCUCAUACUGGUUGCUGUUCUGUUGGUGUUGGUUGUCCUACCUGAUGCGGAUGCCUGGUGGCUAAAUCGCAAAAUCAAGAACUGGGUCUCGGGUAAAAAGGAAAAAGUAAAAAAUUGGUGGAAGAAUUUUAAGCAAGGAGUGAAGUCCGGCCGAGACGUUGAAGAAGUUGAUCUGGAUCAGGACGGGAUGCUGGAUUUCGAGGAACUGGAACACGUCAUGGGGACACGUGACGCGCAGGAAUUCUUCUCUAUGAUGGACUUAGACGACGAUGAUGAUAUGACUCUGGAGGAAUUUACUAGAAGCAUUGACAAUGACGAUUUUGAAAUUUAGAUUAAAAGCUCGUUAACUUGGCAGGAGCAGAUUU